Panicum virgatum (switchgrass) is the source of this 2427-nucleotide messenger RNA. RefSeq lists its product as uncharacterized. Lineage: Eukaryota; Viridiplantae; Streptophyta; Magnoliopsida; Poales; Poaceae. The transcript has 12 exons. The record is from RefSeq and is a predicted model, not a curated record. Bases 71 to 1762 code for a protein of 563 amino acids.
CCACUCUCUCCCUCCCACGUCUCCCCAAAGCCCACAGAACCCUACCGGCUACCGCCACCACCGCGCCGCCAUGGCCGCCGGCGGCCGGCCGUGGCGCGUGAUCCCGCGGCCCGUCCUCGAGACCGUCCUCCACAACCACGCGCUCCGCCCGCGCGUGCCGCAGCCGCUGCUCCUCCACGGGCCCCGCGGCGUCGGCAAGUCCACGCUCCUCCUCGACCGGCUCCUCCCCCGGUGGUCGGAGACACCCCACGCCACCGCAUUCGUCGACUUCCUCCGCCCCACGCCCGCCUCCCCCGCUGCGGUGCCGUGGUCCCUCCUCCACCCUGCCGACCUGGCGCCGCCCACGCUGCCCGACCUCCGCCGCCGCCUCGAGUCGGCGCUCGAGGGCCUCGCCCGCGCCGCCGUCCUACGAGGUGCCGUUGGGUCCAAGGACGUGCUGGCCGCGCUCUCCCGCUCCAACGGCCUCAGCACCGCGCUAUCCCGCCUGGCCGGGGGCCCCGCCGCUCGCUCCUCAGCAGGCUCUGUGCCGGCUCGCCGCUCUUCGGCCACAUCCGUGCCGGCGCUCUGGUCGAGGGCCGUGCUCGCCGCGGUGCGCAGGGACGACGCCACGUUCCGCAUUGGUGACGGUGAGGCGACCAACUGCUCUAUGGAGGAGAGGGCGUACAUGCAGGAGGCCUUGGCGGCCCUGCGGGUGGCCAAGGAGGCUCUCGGGAUGCAGGAGGGGUGGAGGAAGGAUGCAAUUAGGGAGAUGAAUAGAACCGGUCGAUUCUCGCGCUCACUGGCCAAUUCAGCCACUGACUGGCCAUGCCUAUUGCUGGAUGUUCUGUCCGGUGCGGCAGAGGAGGAAUUCUUUCAGCCGAAACUGGUGCUAAACAAUGUGGAUGUUCUGAGGAAGGCAACUUGUGAGGACGAGACAAUGGUGCCAGCAGCAAUGUACCAUGAUAGCUUUAUUUGGAGGGUGAUCGCACUUGGUGCCAAUGAACAGUGCUUGCCGGUCAUUUUAUCGACUUCAGAUGGCUACUAUUCUUCUCAAGCAUUCGUUGAUUUCGGUUUCCCUAAUAUAUUUAUUUCUCGUGAGACAUUUGGUUGGACACCGCAAGAAGCUAAGCUGCAUAUGGUUUCGGAAUUCUUCAGUGAACAGGAGUGGAAAGUUGUAGAUGAGGUUCUUGGGCCGAACCCGCGACAAUUAUCUGAGAUAUAUAUGCUGAAGCAAAAAGUGAAUAGCCCAGAGGUUUUUCAUGACAGGAAUAUUGAGGAAGUUAUUGAUAUGUACCUGGCACACUUGCAAGUCUCCGUCGUGAAUCCAGCAAUGGAGGCAGCAUUACAAAUGUUGCAGAAGUUUGCCGCAGAUGUCCAUGAGGGCAAAGUACAAGAGAACAGAUUGUCUUUUGGUGCACCUUGGAGACAUCCACCUCGGGAUGACAAUCCUGACUUGUCCUAUAAGUGGGCAAAGAUUCAGCUAAUGGAUUUUGUCCAGUCCUUUGUAAACACUGAGUUUGGGGUGAACUACCUUGCAGAUGACAGCUUGGAAAUAUUGGAUGAUCCUGCUGCUGUUGCCAUGAUGGAGGUUGGUUUACUUUAUCAACAAAGAGAUCCAUCCUUUAUGCGACCAGUCACUCGUGGGAUUCAGCGUUGUCUUGCCAGAUGGCUUGCUCAGCAGAGAUUACAGUUGAACAUUCAAGAAACAAUAGCAUUCUUUUGGCAACGUUUGAUACGAGGACGAAGCUACCGUCACUUGAUGAAAGAAGUUGGGUACAAGUAAAGAGGUGAUUUUGAUGGACUAACUUACUGACGGGAAUUUCAUAAGAAUGUUUCAAGCAUUUAUGAUUUUGUGUCCACUCAUAUUCCCACUGAGUUUGGGACCUCGGCAACUGCUGCCAUUCCGGAUAGAGGUGGACGGCUGGUUUUACAUUUUCUGCUGCUAAAAGAAUAAACGAAGUGAUGCCAGCAGUUCUUUUAGUUCACUUGCGCAUUUGGUGGGAAUCGCCCAAAGUGGCAACAGAAGCUCUACAUUCUCUUAGAAUGUGGCAUUUCUACCUAUAUGGCUGUAUGGUAAUUUUUGGGUCAUGAGCUGGAUGUGGCACAGAAUUCUUACAUCAUCCCUUUUGGUAGUUCAUUGAGGUGACUACUGGAUUUCGGGAAGAGUUAAUCCCAAGUGCUUCCCCAGUCGUUUUUGAAGUGACAGAAAUGUACAUGUGGACCACUAAAUUCCAGAUUAGUACAGUGAAGCCAAGCAGUGUGUAGGCGCUCAUCCGUUCAAGGUGUUACUGUAACCUAGUAAUUCUUAGAGAACUUGGUCUUUUGCAUGAGGGAAUCUUUUUCAGACGAGAGAGUGGUACCAAUGUUUUAUCGCAGUCCCAGCUAACAGAAACGAGUUGAUAUAUUUUUCCGAGUGGUAUAAAGGUAUCAAUGUUCUUGGAGCAAAAA